This is a messenger RNA of Scomber japonicus (chub mackerel), 963 nucleotides long. It is a transcript of the gene bean1, whose product is annotated as brain expressed, associated with NEDD4, 1. The transcript has 5 exons. The record is from RefSeq and is a predicted model, not a curated record. Bases 1 to 963 code for a protein of 320 amino acids. NCBI's taxonomy places the organism in Eukaryota, Metazoa, Chordata, Actinopteri, Scombriformes, Scombridae.
AUGGAUGGACACUCUGUUCCACAAGGACUGAACGUCUUACCCUCUCUCUCUGGGAUCGACUUUUUGACCUACAUGUCACCAGAAUUUGACCCACAGGCUUUCAACGAUGGCACGGGUGCAGUAACCCCAGGUCCCGCCUGCCUGGCUACAAACACGAGUCGGUGUGAGAUUGGACCACUUGAGAAACUGUUGCUUUCUAAAUUGACUCUUGUUGAAAUGAAGUGCUCAAUGAGCUCCAACCAGAGCCAUGGGGAGUACCCAGACUGCAGGAGUGAGAGGGAGUCAGGAGGGGAGGCGUCUCUCCUGGUGUCUCCGCUGGUGGUGGCGGGGAUUGUUAUAGGUCUGGUCCUCUUCCUCUCCUGCAUCACCAUCAUCGUGGGCAGCCUGCGAAAAGACAGUCGACUGAGAAACCCCAACCUCAGAGCAAGCUACGGUCUGGAUGGUUUUUCUUAUGGCGGUUCUGUCGGAGAACUGAGAUCUACCUGCUUAGAAGACUUUCCUCCUGGUUUAGACUUUGACUCUUACAGAGAGACUCUGUCGCAGGUCAACAGCUUGUAUCCUGACUCACCUCCACGUUACGAUGAGUGUGUUGGCCCUGGUUCUCAGAUCUACAUACCUACAGAUGACCCACCUCCUUACUCCCUGUUGGACCCCUGUCAGACAGGAGCAGAGCAAGAGGAGCAGCCAAACUACACCAGCUCAGAUCCUUCUCCAUAUUACGGAGAGACCUCAGCCAGUGCCGCCUGGUUCUCCCCCUCCCACUACCCGCUGGGAUUACAGGACCAGGAACAUCAACACAUCUCAUCCAUCUCCUUCCCGUUGGAUGCUGCGCCAUCUUAUGAGUCAGUGCUGGCCGAGCAGGGACAGCCCCUUCCUCUUAUGCCAUGUGACCUUUACAAACACCAAUCAGAGAGGGGGGACGACGGCAAUCCCCAGCAACCAGGGACGGACCAGAUCUUGUAG